Diuraphis noxia (Russian wheat aphid) is the source of this 471-nucleotide messenger RNA. Its product is annotated as eukaryotic initiation factor 4A-III. Gene Ontology annotation, molecular function: RNA helicase activity; ATP binding; nucleic acid binding. The record is from RefSeq and is a predicted model, not a curated record. NCBI's taxonomy places the organism in Eukaryota, Metazoa, Arthropoda, Insecta, Hemiptera, Aphididae.
AUUUUUUAUAAUUUUAUAGGUUAUUCUUAUAUCAGCCACGUUACCGCAUGAAAUUUUGGAAAUGACAAACAAAUUUAUGACCGAUCCAAUAAGAAUCUUAGUAAAACGUGAUGAAUUGACACUUGAGGGAAUUAAACAGUUCUUUGUAGCUGUUGAACGCGAAGAAUGGAAAUUCGACACUUUGUGUGACUUAUAUGAUACACUAACUAUAACUCAAGCAGUUAUUUUCUGCAGUACUAAGAGGAAGGUGGACUGGUUGACAGAAAAAAUGAGGGAGUCAAAUUUCACAGUAAGUUCAAUGCAUGGAGACAUGCCACAGAAAGAAAGGGAUGCUAUUAUGAAAGAAUUUCGCGCUGGUCAAACGAGAGUUUUGAUUACAACAGAUAUUUGGGCUCGUGGAAUUGAUGUUCAACAGGUUUCUUUGGUUAUAAAUUAUGAUUUGCCAAACAACCGUGAAUUGUAUAUACACAG